Nicotiana attenuata is the source of this 1499-nucleotide messenger RNA. Its product is annotated as autophagy-related protein 18b. The transcript has 11 exons. Gene Ontology annotation, cellular component: phagophore assembly site membrane; cytosol; extrinsic component of membrane. The record is from RefSeq and is a predicted model, not a curated record. Bases 115 to 1215 code for a protein of 366 amino acids. Gene Ontology annotation, biological process: nucleophagy; protein lipidation; protein localization to phagophore assembly site. Gene Ontology annotation, molecular function: phosphatidylinositol-3,5-bisphosphate binding; phosphatidylinositol-3-phosphate binding; protein binding. NCBI's taxonomy places the organism in Eukaryota, Viridiplantae, Streptophyta, Magnoliopsida, Solanales, Solanaceae.
ACUAAUUACAACCUUUUAACUACAACUGCACGUUCAAGCUUUCUCUGCAAUUUGCCAUUUUAUUUCUCUCUACUUAAUCAGUCAUUCAUAUACAAUAAUUUUCUUACUAAAAGAAUGGCAAAUCAACCCUCUUCUUAUCCAAUUCUCUGUGCUUCUUUCAAUCAAGACAACAGUUGUUUUGCAAUUGGAACAAAGGAAGGAUUCAAAAUCUUUGAUUGUAAUACUGGAAGACUCCUUUACGAAAGAGCUGCUGGAGCAUUCAUUAUAGUAGAAAUGUUGUUUAGCUCAAGCCUCCUAGCAAUCGUUGGGGCUGGUGAACAGCCAUCUUUGUCGCCGCGAAGACUAUGUAUGUUUAAUACUACGACUGGAGUAGCUCUUGAGGAACUAAACUUUUUAACUUCUAUCCUUGCUGUUCGUAUGAAUAAGAAAAGAUUGAUUGUCAUAUUGCAGGAGAAGACAUUUAUUUAUGAUAUAAACAGUCUUAAGAUAUUGGACACUAUUGAUACGGUGCCGAAUCCAAAAGGACUUUGUGCAUUUUCACCCAGCUUGGAUGGUUCAUAUUUGGCUCUUCCAGCAAGUACAACCAAAGGAUCUUUGUUAGUCUAUAAUGUUUCCGACCUCCGUUUACACUGUGAGAUAGAUGCUCAUCGAGCGCCAUUGUCUGUCUUGACACUUUCAUCAGGUGGGACUCACAUUGCAACGGCGUCUGAACAAGGGACCAUGAUCAGAGUUCAUCUUGUUUCAGAUGCAACUAAGUCAUAUAGCUUCAGGAGAGGGACGUACACUUCAAAUAUCUUUUCUUUGUCGUUCGCGCCAGCAGCAGAACUUCCAGAUAUUCUUCUUGCAACUAGUUCUUCUGGUUCUGUUCAUGUUUUCUCUUUGAGUUCACCCCCAAAUCAAAGGUCUUCUGGUCUUCUAGCAUCAAUAAUACCAAUACCUCAUACUGUUAGCGACGCCUUGGAUCCUGCUCAACAUUGCAUACUGCAUCGCGCUGUUCCAGCUCGAGUGAGAAGUAAUACAGUGAUCCGCAAAAUAGAGAAAUUUGACGAGACAGCAACACCUGAACAUGUAGCACUAAGAGCCACUAUAUCUAUGAUCACGUAUGGCGGAUACUUCCUGCAGUACAUCUACAAUGUCAACCAUCAGAACAAGUCCUCGUGGACCUUGGAACGAGAAUUCAAUCUUAUAACAGCAGAAACAUCCUCAUUAUCAUGAAAGUAAAGACUGCAACACCAAUCUUGAGGUUCAUCGUAGCUUUAUGUUAAAGCCGAAACUGCAGCCUGUCCUGCUCGAGUUGCCACUCUAUCGGUCAAUGUACAUUAUAAGAAGAAAGGCUACAUAACUUGUCCAGUAGAACACAAUUGACAAUUUGUCCAAAAUGUAUUUCUACUGUGCAUAUAAUUUUAGUGUUACUUUAAUUCUGCUCUUGAUAGUGCAUCUGUGUAGCAAUUGUACAGCCAAAAAACUGAAGUUAUAUUUAUGGAAGUUCCUUUGUAUUA